CAGGCUUCUGUUAACUUUUCCUCUUCUCCACUCUUCCUCUUCCUUUCUUUAUCUCACGCUCCCUAAUCCUUCUGCACUUGCAUCAAAACAAAAAUUAGAUCAGGUGGCAAUAGUGAGUCACAUCAAAAAGAUCUCCUGAAAAGGAGAACGCCUAUUGAAAAUCAAAACCCAAUGUUUGAAGUAUCCUUAUCACCAUCAAAAGCACAAGGACAAGAACAUCAAGGAUUUUGAUGAAUUUGAACCGAGUAAAUUGAGUAGAUAUGGAUCAAAGUUACAUAAAUACUUAGAAGAAAAGAGAUUGCUUUGUUUAGAGCCAUUGGAUAUCCUUGAUUGGUGGAGAAAAAAUGAAUAUCAAUAUCCAAGUCCUACUCAUACUCAUCCUUUCCCUAAGAAGACGCUGUCGGAGCGUUCAGCUUAGUCGCCGGCGUAGACGCUCUCAGCUGUCUUUUUUUGGAGGUCGUCCGGCACUUCCUGGUGGCGAUCGGUUUGGAUCCUCACUACCAUCUGCUUUUCUAUGUAUGAUUCCAACGCUCUCUUGCACAUAGUACACUUUUCAUGCACUUUCUGUUAAUAUCUCUCUGGCUUUAGACUCAAACAUGCAUAUCAUUGCCUAUUUUCAAAAAAAGAAAAAAAAAAAAAAGGGAUAUAAGUACAGUAGAAAUUGAAGUAACUAUGAUCUGCAUGCGCGUUUGUUUGGAUUUAGUAGUUUCUGUUUCUGCAAGUGUGUAAGUUUUGUGCGCUAGUCAUUUUCUUGUAUAAUCGUUUUUUGAUCGGAUUUUUUUCAUCAAUGGCUUUAAUUUUCUUUGUGAAGUGUUAGAUCUGUAUGUUCUUAGUUUCACAAAUUCCCUUUUAUUUUUUUUGUAAAAUCCGCUUUCAUUUUAUUUAGAUCUGGAAAACUGGAAUCCCCUUCUUUUAUCUGUUUGCUUUGAACAUCUUUCCAAAGCAGAUUAUCAUUCCUCUUUCUUAAAAGUGUUUCAGGGAAAUCAAAAUCAAAUGGUCCUGUUUGUUUUAAGUUUGGGAAACUUAUGUAAGAAUCUAGGAAUAACUAAGCCUUAAUGUU
Messenger RNA from Rubroshorea leprosula, 1060 nucleotides. NCBI's taxonomy places the organism in Eukaryota, Viridiplantae, Streptophyta, Magnoliopsida, Malvales, Dipterocarpaceae. The record is from the annotation of a GenBank genome assembly.